Molecule: messenger RNA, 1805 nt
Organism: Coregonus clupeaformis (lake whitefish)
Lineage: Eukaryota; Metazoa; Chordata; Actinopteri; Salmoniformes; Salmonidae
Product: desumoylating isopeptidase 1
Exons: 7
Coding region: 331-840 (169 amino acids)
Biological process (GO): protein modification by small protein removal
Molecular function (GO): peptidase activity
Source: RefSeq, a predicted model, not a curated record
CCGCCCUCUAUCGGCGGCGCCAUAGUGGUGCCUUAAGUGGUGAUAAGAGACAGUGACACAGAAACAGCUGAUUAGCAUGCUAGCUGAUCGGUAAUGACUUAAUACGUUCGUGAAUUUUCCUAAAUUAUUAGAUAGUCGUUCUAUUUAAGCUGACUUUUUAUUUAGCCCAACAUACGCUAUUUCGGACGAUUUGGGUUUUGCGAUUUUAGGCUAAGCGGAACCAGAACGAGCUAACAUUAGUGUAGUCAGAUAUCGUUAGCUAGUUAGCCAGCUCGUAAACAUUGGAGACAAAACAGCACUAAAAAACCUGAUUUAACAUCAAGCUGAAUUAUGGAUCAAAAUUACACCUCGUAUCCUGUAAAACUGUUCGUUUACGACCUGUCUAACGGAAUGGCUCGCCAGCUGAGCCCCCUCAUGCUAGGGAAACAGCUUGAUGGAAUAUGGCACACUGCUAUUGUUGUCCAUGGAGAGGAGUUCUUCUAUGGGGGAGAGGGCAUCGCAAACUGCCCACCUGGUGGGACGUCCCUGGGAGAGCCCAACUCCAUAAUAGACCUGGGCAUCACAGAGGUGACUGAGGAGAUCUUUAUGGAGUACCUGUCUUCACUGGGAGAGUCCACGUACAGGGGGAACCAGUACCAUCUGUUUGAGUGGAACUGUAACACAUUCAGUAAUGAAGUGGCCCAGUUCCUCACCGGCAGCAAGAUCCCCGCCCACAUCACAGACCUGCCGGCUGAAGUGCUCUCCACGCCUUUCGGCCAGGCGCUACGCCCUCUUCUGGACUCCAUCAAUAUUGCACCUCAGGGGGGCAACAACUUCAAUGGACACUAUGGCCAGAGAUAGACCGAUAACACAGGAGCCCAUGAUCAGCUGAAUGUAAAACUAGGGAGCUGCAAGGUUUCUCUCUAGAGCCAGAGCUGUAGCUCUUUCCUGCACAGGGGUGGGUAGGGUGUCCUUUUACCUUCCUAUUAUAAGUAAGUAUUAAGUAAGCUAUUUUAGUGUUUUUAUUAUUAUUACCAUAACAUGACUGCAUUGACAGAGAAGAUGAAAAGGAAAGAGAAACAAACAAUAAUGUUUGAGAUUUUAGCUGAAGACGUGAUAAAACUUCACAGAUUCUGACUUGCACUUGUCUUUAUAUUGUGAACUUGCGUAUUCACAUAUCUUCGUACCAACUUCCAAUUGUCUUGCAUCUAGGUUUAUCCCUUGAAAACAUUGUUGCACACACACUCAAGAUCAUCAAGCAAGACCUCGUGUGACCUGUAUGUGAGAUUUUACAGUAAUACACUGAACAACUGCAUCUUUCCAGAAUUGGUAUACUUAUACCUUUCAAAUGAGCAGGAAUGCACCAUAUCUAGCCAUUUUCUAAGAUUGGAAUGUUGUUGAGGCUCUCUGUACUGUUUUUUGCACUCAGUGUGCAGCCUAAUGUUGGUCCAGCAUAGGAAAUCACUCUCCAUAUCAAGAGUUAUGCCAACCGCCAUUCACCUUUUUCCUGAUAUCAAGUAUCUGUGAUUUUGUUGCCAUUAUUUGUUUGUUUUGAUCUGUUUAUUUAUUUUAAUAUUAUAUACACAAGACUGUCUUUGUAAGUUAAAUAUUUUAAUGUAUUACCUAAUGUCAUUAUGCGCAUACAUAUCGUUAUAACUAUUGUAUUAUCAACAUUAAUAUAUUCCGUAAUUCACAUUUGGGAUUGAGUCAAAGUUGUGAUACCCCAAGAAAUUCCACCCUUACUCUGUCCACAAUUGUGAUGUAAAGAUCCUGUUUCUAUUUUACGAAACUCUUGCCUCUGCUUGAUAAAGACAACUUUUCUCUAA